Nematolebias whitei (Rio pearlfish) is the source of this 4910-nucleotide messenger RNA. Its product is annotated as ras-associated and pleckstrin homology domains-containing protein 1. Bases 242 to 4537 code for a protein of 1431 amino acids. NCBI's taxonomy places the organism in Eukaryota, Metazoa, Chordata, Actinopteri, Cyprinodontiformes, Rivulidae. Gene Ontology annotation, biological process: signal transduction. The record is from RefSeq and is a predicted model, not a curated record. Gene Ontology annotation, cellular component: plasma membrane; cytosol. The transcript is spliced from 20 exons.
AAGUGGCCCGUGCUCCAGUCUAGCGGUUCUCCAGGAUUCAAUGAGGCCAGCAGCAGGAAAGCUCGGCAGGAUCUGGGAUUUAUGCGGGAUUUAUGCGGGAUCUUCGGGCCUGGUGGUAGCAGAACCGGCGGGGAUCCCGGUGGAGCCGUGACCGACGCCCGGGGCCCUUGAGGCGGACUCGUUGGCUCCGCUGCUCCGCUCCUGGUGACUGGAUCAGCGCUGAGCUGUUGGCAGGCCAAAGAUGGACCAGCUGUCAGAUGACGAGGUGGAGGUCAGGGGGGAGGAGGACGAAGAAGAAGAGGACAGCGAUAAGGAGGACCAGGACCUGGACAAGAUGUUUGGAGCCUGGUUGGGGGAGCUGGACAAACUCACUCAGAGUCUGGACGAUGGACGUCCAGAGCCUCCCCCGCAGCAAAAAGCCCCCCUCAGGCAGGAGACCAACAUGGCCAACUUCUCCUACAGAUUCUCCAUCUACAACAUCAACGAGGCUCUGAACCAGGGGGACAACGUGGACCUGGACGCUCUCAUGGCCGAUCUGUCCUCCAUCGAGCAGGAGCUCAGCACCGUCAGCCCCAAACCCAGCAGCAUGAAGAGGCUGGGCCUGACCGACACCAAGGUUCGCCAAAAGCCUCCAGCUGGGCGCAGUAGCAGGCAGCAGCCAGCAGGGGGGCCCAGCGGCGAGAACAACACUGGCAGUGGAGGUGGCAGCACCAGGGUGUCGCCGGCCGGUACCAUCAGAGCUCAGAGCGGGCCACAGGGGAGGCCGCCGCUGGCGUCUAACUUCAGUCUGGAUGACAUCACUGCCCAGAUGGAGAAGGCCUCUCUCAGCAUGGAUGAAGCUGCCCAUCAGGGCUCCUCCCACUCACUAAGCUCCGCCUCCUCUUUCACGUCAGCCUCGGUGCGACGGCCUGGCUCCUCUCAUCGCCAGCAUCGACGCACUGGAUCAGUGGGCACAGUCAGUGAGCACGAGGUCCGCUCUGCGGUCCACUCGUCCCGCUCCUCUGUCACCUCAGCGUCCGGGGUCUCCGUGAACUCCGCCUCCUCCAUGGACUCGCUGAACAGCGUCCUCAACUCCGAGUCCGAUGGACAGCCGGGCGCAGCUGAAGAACUGGGCCGGAGUCAGCAGAACACAGAGCACUCCUAUCUGGACAGGGAAACCUCUCUGAUUCUGAGAAACAUUGCAGGGAAACCUUCACACUUGCUGACUAAGGAGGAGCAGGCUGCCAAGUUCAAGGCAGAGAGUAUUCGAGUGGCCUUGGAGAAGAUCAAGGAGGCACAGGUGAAGAAGCUGGUGAUUCGGGUCCAUCUGUCUGAUGAGAGCUCCAAGACCAUGAUGGUGGACGAGAGACAGACGGUCAGACAGGUUCUGGACAGUCUGCUGGACAAAUCUCACUGUGGUUACAGUCCGGACUGGUCUCUGGUGGAAACCAUCAGCGAGCUACAGAUGGAGCGAAUCUUUGAGGAUCACGAGAACCUGGUGGAGAACCUUCUGAACUGGACCAGAGACAGCCAGAACCGUCUCAUGUUCACUGAGCGCAUAGAGAAGUACGCUCUGUUCAAAAACCCUCAGAACUAUUUACUGGGGCGGAAGGAGACGUGUGAAAUGGCUGAGAGGAACAAAGAAGCUCUGUUAGAGGAGUGUUUCGGAGGCAGCUCCGUGUCCGUCCCCGAGAUGGAGGGAGUCCUGUGGUUGAAGGAGGAUGGCAAGAAGUCCUGGAAGAAGCGCUACUUCCUGCUGAGGGCGUCCGGUAUCUACUACGUCCCCAAGGGCAAGGCCAAGGCCUCCAGAGACCUGGUGUGUUUCCUCCAGCUGGACCAUGUGAAUGUCUACCUGGGUCAAGACUACAAGAGCAAGUACAAGGCUCCAACAGACUACUGCAUGGUGCUGAAGCAUCCUCAGAUCCAGAAGAAGUCUCAGUACAUAAAGUACCUGUGCUGUGAUGACAUCAGAGCCCUCCAACAGUGGACCAACAGCAUUCGCAUCGCAAAGUACGGGAAGCAGCUCUAUGUCAACUUCCAGGAGGCCACGAGGAGGUCGGAGGCCGCCUACGACUGGUCCUCCCUCUCCUCCUCCUCCAUCAAGUCCGGCUCCAGCUCCUCCAGCCUCCCAGAAUCACAGUCCAACCACUCCAGCCAGUCAGACAGCGGCGUCUCAGAGAUGACAUCAUCAGGACACGCCCGCUCCCAGAGUGUGGUCAGCUCCAUCUUCUCUGAAGCUUGGAGGAGAGGAACUCAGGGAGAGAUGAUGAAGAUGGACCCUAUCAGUAGGCCUAUUCCUCUACAGAUCCCCACCCUCGCCCCUCAGCCUUCCUCCCACUUUCAGCCUCAGACUCCGCCUUCCCGGAGCAGCUACACCGAAGCUCUUCUUUCAUCUGAUGAAUCAUCCCCAUCACCUCCCUCACCUCCUCCUCCACCUCCUCCUCCUAUGGCAAGUGUGGCUCAUCAGACAGCACCCCCAUGCUCCUACGUGAAGUACAGCACUCUGGCUCGCCUGCAAAACCAGAACCAGUUCAGGACGCAGCAGGGAGGCGGGGUUGGCCCACACUCUCUCCCCAUGCAGCCCAGCACCCAACCAAACUACAACACUCUUCCAGCUACAUAUGCCCCUUCCCCACCAUCCCCUCCCCCACCUCCCCCUCCUGAAGCUCCAGCUCCCAGCUCGGCUAUGGCUGCACUGAAAUUCAGAACUCCCAGUCCCGCUACUCUUCUACCACCACCCCCACUAGAGGAAGAGACACAUGAGUCCGCCUACCUUCUACCUCCUCCACCAGAAAGCCUUGAAACCAAUGGGUUGCCCCCUCCACCCCCUCCACAGCCCCAUCCUAACUCCUGCCUUCCGCUUUCCAACGCAGGCCUUCAGCAGUUCCUGGCACAGAAGUUUCCCAAUAUGGAGUAUGACUUUAGCCUGGCGGUGCCUGAUGAGAACUCACCCCCACCUCCUCCACCUCCCACUGAACUCUCACUCCCAAUCUCUCAAGUUCUUCGCCCUCUGUCCCCUAAUGCUCCCCCGCCUGCACCUCCCAAAACUUUCACUGGUGGCUUUCCCCCACAGACUGCUCCUAAACGCUCAGGUCCCUCUUCCCUUCCCAUCAUGUCCCCUGUGUCUCCCACCCAGCCCCCUGCAGGACACGGGCUAGUCAAAAAGCAGCAGAGCUUCUCGACAGGACACUCCCCCAAUCAGCCCCCUCCCACUCUGCCGAAGCAGCACAGCCUCUCUUCCAAAAACCUGGCCAUCUCUCCUUCUUCCUUGUCCUCGUCUGUCUCCAUUGCGGCUGCUACCUCCUCUUUGGUCAAACAGAUCGUCAAUCAGUUCCCAGGAAAUGCCUCCAACCCUUCUGCCCCCCAGUCCCCUCCUGCAGUCAAGGCCAAACCAAAAUGGCAGAUGGGAGGUGUUGUGGCUCCACAGUCACCAGAGUUCCCUCCACCUCCUCCUGACAGCUCCCUGGGGGAUUUUCCUCCUCCUCCCUCUUCAUCCUCUUCCAAGAUAGGUUCGCCUAUCAAGAAGUCACCAUCCACAUCAUCCACAGGAUCCACAAAGCGGGGACCUCCACCCACCCCACAGAGGGCCUCCUCAAUGCGAGAUGGCCAGGAGGAGAGGCCAAAGAAGGUGGAGAGCCUGCUCAGCAAGUUUGGCCAAGCUCCUCAGACGGCAACGUCAUCGAGCUCCUCAUCAGCAACUGGUUCUCCUUCCAAAGACUCCUCAUUGCUUCCUGCUCCGCUCCCCAAGCCAGGUAAGCUGAACCUGGCCAAUCUGCCAUUGGCACUUCAGGGCCUGCAGACCACCCAACACCAUCAGCCGUCAGACUUCCCAUCACCUCCUCCCCCUCCUCCACCCUCCCAGCCCAUUCAUCCUGAGCCGUCAUACGACUACUUCCCCCCUCCUCCAAGUGAAUCUGAGCUUUUCCCUCCUCCCCUCCAACCAUCGGAGUUCCACCACCCUCCAAAGGUGGCCGUGGUGAACCCCCAGCCUCAGAUGCAGCCACCCUCACAGACGUCAAGCAUAUCAUUGUCAUGGAAACAAAGCUCGCUGAAAAGGGGGGCGGUACCUCCACCGACACUGAGUCGACGAAGCAGCAACACAGCUCAGUACGACAACACAAUCUCACUGCCCCUCUCACCCCCACCUCUGUCCCAAAGCCCACCUCCUUCCCUCUCCUCUUACUCAUCUUCUCCUGUCCCCCCAACCUCCCCAAAGUCAGCGGGGCCAGGCUCUCUGGCGCUCAAGCCUCACUUUCUGGAAGACCUAAAUCGCACCCUGAAGAGGAAGUCCGUGUCGCGUCACAGCUCCUUGAUCUCCUCCUCCAAGCUGGAGCCUGUGGGCACCAUGGAUGACAUGGCACUCCUUCCACCCCCUCCCCCUGAGCUCCUGGCGCAGCAGCAGGGUGUCCGAGGACAUGCUCACACUCUGUCUCGCCACCACACGCGCUCUCACUCCACCAAACAUGGCAACAUCUCAGGCUAUGCAACUCUGCGGCGAGGUCCACCCCCCGCGCCUCCAAAACGGGACCAAAGCACCAAACUGACUGGUGAGUGGUAGGAGGAGCAAGGUUUGGGGUGCAAGAACACUAGCUGUGGCUCCAAGAACUAAAGCGACCACCCAGGUCUGCAAGUAUUCACUUCUCUUUACUCCUCCAUCUUGGACUCUAACCAGUUUAUUGAUGUGCCGUAAUCUCAGAAUAUUAUUAUUCCUUUACUCAUCUAAACUCAUUAUCUUUACAAGUUUAAUCCAACAUGAGUCAAACUUGUGUGUACAUAGUUCGCAAGGCAGCAAAAACCCGGCUGCAGCUUUUUUUUUUACGUCUACGCAGCUUUGCUUUGAAACAGAAAUAGACUCAAACAGUUAAAGGACAUUUGGCUGCAAUAAAAACAGGUACUGCAUGGAGCCGCCAGUUAAUGACACUAUGGGAGGG